This is a messenger RNA of Pan troglodytes (chimpanzee), 1675 nucleotides long. RefSeq lists its product as uncharacterized. Lineage: Eukaryota; Metazoa; Chordata; Mammalia; Primates; Hominidae. Bases 1 to 972 code for a protein of 323 amino acids. The transcript has 7 exons. The record is from RefSeq and is a predicted model, not a curated record.
AUGUGGGACUUCAACUCAGCUUCUCCGUUGAGUCUGGCUGUCUCCGGGACGCAGGCACCUGCUUGCACACCUCCACGGUGGCGAUCCCGCCCCCUUAGUAGCGUCCUUAGCUCGGCACUUCUUACAGGGAAGUUCCUCUUGGCCCAGACCCUCGUCCUAGGCCCCGCGUGGUGGGGGAAGCGAAAGGGGCAGUGUGGGGAAGUGGCCGAAGGGUCGGGUCCGGGGUGGUCUGCAGAGAGGCAGGCGGCGGUGCGGAGCCGGGAACCACGCGCUCACCCGCGGAGUCCGACGGGCCCGGCGGGGGUGGGCGAGACACUGGGAACAGCGGCCAGCUCCAGAGGGCGCGAGGCGGGGCGCGCGGGGAGGGAGGGGGGCGCGGCGAACGCGCGCGUGCGCAGGUCGCCUCGGCGGCGAGCAGCACGGCGGGAACAUGGCGCGCGGAACUGGCGCGCGCGCCUAGCUGGCGGGACCGUUAGCUCGAGGCGGACGCGGCCCGGACCCGGUGGAUAUGGAGCAGUCGUCGCUGCCGGCGCCCAAGCCGACCCAAGGGCCCACCGCCGCAAGGAGCUGAAGGAGGCGGGAGCCCCAGUCGCCGCGGGCGUCGGCGCCGUCAAAGAAGAUGGCCAUGGAGACAGCAGUGUGGUCAGAGUGGUAGGAGCUGGCCAUCGGCGAGAGCUGCUCCAUGUCUGGCUGCUGGGUGCUAGAGCCUGUGGCCCACUGGCUUGCCUCACUGUGGUUGGUGGUGGCGGUGACAGAGACUGCAGCAUGACCAGAGUGGCUUUUCUGGCUUUGCCCACCCAACUGCUCCGUGCCAGGAGGAGGAGGAGACACCUAGAGCCUGCGACACCACGACUUGCCUCACUGUGGGUGGGUGGCAGCGACAGAGACUGCAGUGCACCAGAGCGUUCUAGAGUGUAUGAAGAACCAAACGAUGUAACUGUAUGCGACCUGGCUGUAGUGGAACAAAUUUGACUCUUAAGUAUGCAGGCUCUAAUUUUCCUGUCUGGUUUUGCCCCCGCAUCACCCAACCAACCAGCAGAGAUCCUCAUUCCCAUGAAACAGAUAAAGAAACUGAGGCCCAGGGAGGCUAAGUCCUGCCAGGAUCAUUCACCUUCCAAGCAGCCAAGCAAGCACUGGCUGUGACAGAAGCAAGAUUAAAACAGUUACAACUCACCCAGUUCACAGACGCUGAGUAACUGAUCUCCUGCCCCACCAACCUUAAUGACAGCUUUCACUGGACAAGGGACUGAUUUCAGUAACUUUCUCCUGAUAAGAGACCAUCCUCCAUGGACUGGUUCUGGCCAGUUUUAGAGGCUGUGCCUUUACAGAGGCUGAGUACCUUCAUGUCCCUGCUUCACUUUCUGAUGUGUAGGGCCUAAUUAUAAUACACUUAAAUGUCAAGUCUCCACCCCAGAAUGAACAUGCAUGUUUAUUGAAUAUGCAUCUGUUACCUCCUCUCUAAUGAGUAUUCUCAUAAAAUGAUAUAGCUCCUCUGAUAUCCUAUUGAGUAUGUAUAUGUAGCCAACUCAUUCAGCUCAAAUUCCUGUCCUCUCCUUCCCUCCCUGGAAAUGCCUGCCUCUGGCCUUGGCUGCAGGCCACACUUCCCAGCCUGUCAUAAGGGCCACCUUGCAGGCUGCAAACCUUUAUAAGAAAUAAAGCUCUCUUUUCUAAGUUU